AUGACUCAGGUGAUGACUCAGCUCAAUUACAACGAUAUUACAACUCUUGGGGCGUUUCAGGUAUCUAAAACAAUGACGUUGGAUAGUUCUGGUGUAGGCGUGAUGCCUUUGAUAACGUCGAGUACCAAUGGUUUGCGCUUUUACGGAAAUACAGCUCAUCGUGAAACAUGA
Molecule: messenger RNA, 171 nt
Organism: Plasmopara halstedii
Lineage: Eukaryota; Oomycota; Peronosporomycetes; Peronosporales; Peronosporaceae
Exons: 2
Coding region: 1-171 (56 amino acids)
Source: RefSeq, a predicted model, not a curated record